AUGUUUAUGGCUUUCAGAGCGAAACAAGAAAAGGAUGCGAAAGAUGGAAAUGAAUCUUCCUUAGCAGUACUACUCACUCAAGGUUUAUUGGCAAAUGACAAUGUUAAAAUAGACAGCGUACUGAAAGAAAACAAAUUGGAUAUUAUUAAUUCGACCAUCCGUUGUAUGCAAGUUUCUAAUGUUGUUCCUUUACUGAAAGCCAUUGAGUAUCGUUUAAGAUCAAGAUCGCCUCUAGAAAUGAGAUCGUGGAUUCAAUGGAUUAAUUGCGUUCUUGCCCAUCAUAUGAGUUAUUUGACCACACAACAAAACUUGGAUGAUGAAUUAGGAGGAUUGUUCGAAUGGAUGAAGGGCCGUGUCGGAAAUUAUCAAAAACUUCUGAUGUUGCAAGGAAAACUAGGAAUUAUUGUAGAGCAGAUUGAACGACGUACCAAUACAACAGUUAGGCCAUCUCUACAACCACAGAUUGUAUUCAAUAACGAUGAAGUUGAUUCUGACCUUGACGAUCUUGAAUCAGUAGGAUCUGAUGAUAGUGGAGCCAGCAGUGAAGAUGACUGGUGGGAUGAGGGAGAAAAAGCUCUCGGACUUAAGGAUGACGACGACGACGAUGAUGAUGAUGAUGAUGACGUUGAUUUCGGCUCUGAUGAUGAUGUUGCUCAAAGGAGAGGUGGCAACAAUGCCAAUGACGACGAUGAUAGUAGUGAUGACGAUGAUGAGGAUGAGGAGGAAGAUAUGGAAGUAGGCUAA
Messenger RNA from Auanema sp. JU1783, 744 nucleotides. The record is from the annotation of a GenBank genome assembly. NCBI's taxonomy places the organism in Eukaryota, Metazoa, Nematoda, Chromadorea, Rhabditida, Rhabditidae.